Messenger RNA from Clunio marinus, 234 nucleotides. The record is from the annotation of a GenBank genome assembly. NCBI's taxonomy places the organism in Eukaryota, Metazoa, Arthropoda, Insecta, Diptera, Chironomidae.
AUGUGUUUAUCAAAUGGUACAAUCAGUGUGUGGGUGGUUGACAAAGAAAAUCGUAAACCUCAUUUAGUGUGUCAUCAACCGAAAAUACUUAGAUAUUUUCUUUUACGGUUUCAUCAGCGUUUCAUGCUCGCGUGCAAGCAAUUUUCAAUGCCAGAAUCUUACAAAGCCAUUCAAGUGGUACCAGAUGUGAGAAUAAAUUACACAACUUUACUACUUCAGGUUUCGCAACCUUAA